CGACCAGAUGCGGUACGCGGACGCCGACGACUCGGACUCGGCCACGCCCAGCAUGGACCUGGUCAAGGACCUGGUCGCCACGGCCCUCGUGCACUCGCCGCCCGCGCGCUUCCCGCGGCCGCCCGUGCUCUCCGUCAAGUCCAGCACGCCGUGCCUGCUGUCGCCGGCCGAGUUCGUGGACCCCGUCAUCCUGGAGGCGGCCUCCUGCUCGUCCACGUCGCCACGCCCCAAGUUCCUGACGCAGUCAUCGACGAGCUCCGGGCACUCCAACUCGCACUCCGCCAGCCCGCGCGGCCCCGCGCCCGGCUCCAAGCACCGGCAGCUGAGCGCCGACACGGGCUACUGCGAGGACAGCGGCGUCCUCAGCAUGGGCAACUCGGAGCCCGCGUCGCGGACCUCGCACGACGGGCUGUCCGGGAUGUCGGCGGCCACGGACAGCGCGUCGGGGUCCGUCUCCGCCUCGCCCAGGGCCUCCCCCAGGGCCUCGCCCAGCCCCAGGACGUCGGCCUGCUUCCUGGUGGGCGGCGGCACCAGGACGAGGACGGCCUCGGCCUUCAGGUCGCUGUCGGAGGAGUCGCCCUGCCUGCGGCCCGCCACCCACGCCUCCAUGACGGCGUCCUUGGCGUCCUCCAGCGAGCACAUGGGCCUGCUCACGCCCCUCGACAUGUCCCCCGUGCGGCCCACCACGCUCGUCAUCAAGAAGGCCCACCGGAGUUGAGACUCUCCAGUCCACGUCCACCAGCCUUCCAGUGACGUUGACUUGGCAGUGCCCGGGGAAAGGGGUGCAUGUGAAACCAAAGGUCCGUUAAGAAAAAAAAGGAAAGAAAUUUUAUUUUCUCUUUGUUGAUGUACCUUGUGAUGGAAAAAACAGGUAUUUAAGCUGCUUCCUUACUUCUGCAAAAUAUCAUAGCUUUUGUGUGAUAUGUGUGAUAUAUUAUUAUAAUUGAUAAGAUAAGUAAAAUAUACUUGAUACAAAAAUGGGAAUGAUGGGAGUGCCAUAUGUGCAUAAAAUGAACUCAAUUAAAUAAACUGAACGUAAGCUAUUCAUCAAUGCCAAAGAACGCUAAAGAAAGUACAACGCUCUUUCAUGUGCCAUAGGGAUGUAACAAAAUUAGGAGAGGGGAAUUUUUUCCUCUUCCUAUUAAGUUAAAUUAAGCAGAAGACUGUACCAAAACAGCUCUCAUAAGAACUAACUGACUGUGAUUCUACUAAGAAAGAUUCUGAAUACAAAUGACAAUCAACAUAUUGGGUCACAAUUUUCGCCAGGUGCAGGUGUCUUCCUGAUUUAAGUUGGGUGCUCCUCUGGGUUGUGAUGUAUUUAAUAGUGGCACCAAAGUAAAACUUCUGGUGAUAGAUCUGUCCCACCCGGGAGCUUAGUCUUAAGGCACAACAUUGUCUUCAGAAAACUCUGGCUAAAUCUAAUAGCACCAUAAUCUUAAAUAUUUUUUAAAUCUGACAUUGUCUUAUUGUGUAUACUAGCACAAACUCUGUGCCAAAAAUUUGAAGUAGGUAAUUGAGCAACCUCUCAACCAGCAUUAACAACCUAGUGAGAGAUUUAAGCAUUCUUCCGCUAGGUUAAUCUAAUUUCCAUCGGUUUUAUUGAAUACCAGAGGUGAUGAUGUGUGGACAAGGUGCCCUUUAAAUUGAGCUGAGUUAUACUGAAAGUUGCAUGUCAAGGGCAGUCCAUCAGUGUGCAUGCAACCAGUCAGAUACCUGUUAAAGAACAUGUGCUAACAAUCAACUAAUUCCUUGUGUGACAAGUUUUAAGCUAGAUGUGUGAUAAAUAAAUUUCAUUCAAAGUAACAA
Messenger RNA from Thrips palmi, 1806 nucleotides. RefSeq lists its product as uncharacterized. NCBI's taxonomy places the organism in Eukaryota, Metazoa, Arthropoda, Insecta, Thysanoptera, Thripidae. The record is from RefSeq and is a predicted model, not a curated record. The coding region runs from base 8 to 718 and encodes 236 amino acids. The transcript is spliced from 2 exons.